Messenger RNA from Sinocyclocheilus anshuiensis, 1258 nucleotides. Its product is annotated as gastrula zinc finger protein XlCGF8.2DB-like. Bases 140 to 1126 code for a protein of 328 amino acids. Gene Ontology annotation, biological process: regulation of transcription by RNA polymerase II. Lineage: Eukaryota; Metazoa; Chordata; Actinopteri; Cypriniformes; Cyprinidae. Gene Ontology annotation, molecular function: RNA polymerase II transcription regulatory region sequence-specific DNA binding; DNA-binding transcription factor activity, RNA polymerase II-specific. The transcript is spliced from 4 exons. Gene Ontology annotation, cellular component: nucleus. The record is from RefSeq and is a predicted model, not a curated record.
AUUUUGGACUGACGAUGUGACGUCACGAGGCUGCGCCGCGCUGUGUUUGUGAUUCGGCUGAAGAAAGGACAAAGUGUCCAAACACACAGAAAAACUCCUGCUGAAGCAACUGAGAUCCACGUGACACACAAUUAUAAAGAUGGCGUUUAUUAAAGAGGAGAGUGAAGAGAAGAGGAUUGUAGAAGUAUUCAGCGUGAAACAUGAAGAUACUGAGGGACAAAUAAAGAUGGCGUUUAUUAAAGAGGAGAGUGAAGACACGAAGAUUGAAGUCAAACAUGAAUAUCCUGAGGAACAAACAGACCUAAUGAUACUGAAAGAGGAGAAAGUAGUACUUAAAGAAAAAGAAGAGGAAGAUCAAUAUUUCAUAACUGGAGAAAAAUCUUUUUGUUGCUCUCAGAUUGAAAAGACUUCCACACGAAAAAGAGCUCAAGAGAAAGAAACUACAAGUUAUUUUACUUGCUUACGGUUUGGAAAGAGUUUCAAUCAACAAGGAAACCCUAAAGACCACAUCAGAAUUCACACUGGAAAGAAGACUUUCACCUGCGAACAGUGUGGAAAAAGUUUCAAUCAAAAAGGAAACUUCAACAAGCACAUGAGAGUUCACACUGGAGAGAAGCCUUACACAUGCCCUCAGUGUGGACACAGUUUUGCUCAAAAAGCACACCUUACUGUUCACAUGAGACUUCACACUGGAGAGAACCUUUACACAUGCCCUCAGUGUGGAAAGAGUUAUGCUCAACAAGGAAACCUUAAAGUCCACAUAAGAAUUCACACUGGAGAGGAUCCUUACACUUGUCCUCAGUGUGGAAAAAGUUUCAGUCAACAUGCAUACCUCAAAAUCCACAUGAGAAUACACAAUGGAGAGAGGCCUUUUUCCUGCCAGCUGUGUGGAAAAAGCUUCACUCGUAAAAUAGGUCUUAAAAGGCACUUGACAAUUCACAAUGGCGAUAAGCCUUACACAUGCCCUCAGUGUGGAAAAAGCUUCUGUCAACAUGGAAACCUUACAGUCCACAUGAGAAUUCACAAUGGAGAGAGUCCCUUCAUGUGCCAGCAGUGUGGACAAUGUUUCAAUCAUAAAGUAAGCCUUAACAGGCACUUGAGAACUCACACUGGAGAGAAGCCUUAGAGAUGCCAAAAGUGUGAAGAGAGUUUUGCCCCACAUGGAAACCUUAAAGUCCACAUGAGAAUUCACAUUGGAGGAAACUCUUUCAACUGCCAACAGAGUAAAAAUGUUUCAACUGAAAAGGAAACCUUAAAG